Molecule: messenger RNA, 4089 nt
Organism: Pseudophryne corroboree (corroboree frog)
Lineage: Eukaryota; Metazoa; Chordata; Amphibia; Anura; Myobatrachidae
Gene: WWP2
Product: WW domain containing E3 ubiquitin protein ligase 2
Exons: 22
Coding region: 79-2355 (758 amino acids)
Biological process (GO): proteasome-mediated ubiquitin-dependent protein catabolic process; regulation of monoatomic ion transmembrane transport; protein K63-linked ubiquitination
Cellular component (GO): cytoplasm
Molecular function (GO): ubiquitin protein ligase activity; protein binding
Source: RefSeq, a predicted model, not a curated record
ACAGGGGGUGAAUGUUAUACAUACAGAUAGAGCCUUGAUAUAGAGGACACGGGGGUUUCCUAGCUGCUAUGGUACUAUAUGUCCCAGCAUGUCCUGCCAGCAAAGGGCACGCUCGGACUUGUGGUUUCACAAGAGGAGGUAGCCACAGGGACUGGCGUCAUGGCAUCUGCAGGCUCAGGUCAAGUCAAUGAUGGUCAGAAAUUACUCCUUAAUCUUAAAGUGAAAAAUGCCCCAUUACAGACAGAGCACAGACUCAGAAGAAACCGGAACGUGACGUAUCCGGAACUAAGGUCUACUCCUGAUGAAGAAGCCGCAGAAUGUGAGAUGAUAUUUGAACACGGUCACUUCGCUCUAGACAAAGUCAGGACCAUCAACUCGCAGCCGCAAAAUUUGGAGAACGGCUCCUGCCAGACCCCAAAAAGCCAAAAUGAGACCAAUGACAUCACUGUGAUAGUGAACGGAGACUGUGCCCACACACCCGGUACAAGCGAUAUGACCUCUACAGGAGGCACUGUACCCAGCAGCAUUACAGGUUCUACCCCCUCCCCGGGCUCAGGGUUGCCUCCAGAGACAAUUGGGGAGACCGCCGAGACCCCCUCAUUGCCAUCUACUGCUGCCACCCCAUCCUUAGACGGCUUGCCAUCUGGGUGGGAGCAGAGGGAGCUCGGCAACGGACGUGUUUAUUUUGUAGACCACAACACGAAGACCACCACCUGGGAGAGACCUCUGCCCCCAGGAUGGGAGAAACGGGUGGAUAGCCGAGGCCGCUACUACUAUGUGGACCACAACACUCGUACCACCACCUGGCAGAGACCUACUGCAGAGUAUGUCCGCAAUUACGAGCAAUGGCAGACACAGAGGAAUCAGCUGCAGGGCCAAAUGCAACAACUGAGUCAGCGAUACCUGUACCAGUCGCCAUCCACUGCUCCAGACAAUGAUCCACUUGGACCUCUACCCAAUGGAUGGGAGAAGCGACAAGACAACGGGAGGGUUUAUUACGUGAACCACAACACACGUACCACUCAGUGGGAAGACCCCAGGACACAGGGUAUGAUCCAGGAGCCAGCACUGCCACCAGGAUGGGAAAUGAAGUAUACCAGUGAGGGGAUCCGUUACUUUGUAGAUCAUAAUAAUCGCACCACAACCUUUAAGGAUCCAAGGCCUGGCUUUGACUCAGGGGUUAAAUCAGGGGGAUCACCCGGAGCUUAUGAUCGCAGCCGAAGCUUCCGCUGGAAAUACCAUCAGUUUCGGUUCCUGUGCCAUUCAAACACACUCCCGAGUCACGUGAAGAUCAGCGUAUCUCGACAGACGUUGUUUGAAGAUUCCUUCCAGCAGAUCAUGAACAUGAAACCAUAUGAUCUCCGCCGGCGCCUUUACAUCAUCAUGCGUGGUGAGGAAGGUUUGGACUAUGGAGGCAUUGCCAGAGAAUGGUUCUUUCUGCUGUCUCACGAGGUACUGAAUCCCAUGUACUGUCUGUUUGAAUACGCCGGCAAAAACAACUACUGCUUGCAGAUUAACCCGGCCUCAUCCAUAAAUCCUGACCACCUUACCUACUUCCGGUUCAUCGGACGCUUUAUUGCAAUGGCUCUCUACCAUGGAAAAUUCAUAGACACUGGAUUCACUCUGCCAUUCUACAAGAGGAUGCUGAACAAGAAACCAACAUUGCGAGACUUAGAAUCCAUUGAUUCAGAAUUCUACAAUUCCAUUAUGUGGAUUAAGGAAAACAACUUGGAAGAGUGUGAGCUGGAGCUUUACUUUGUGCAGGACAUGGAUAUCCUAGGGGAGGUGACGUCACACAAGCUGAAAGAGGGUGGAGAAAACAUCCGAGUGACGGAGGAUAACAAGGAAGAAUUUAUCACGCUUCUUACAGACUGGCGAUUCACACGUGGGGUAGAGGAACAGACCAAUGCUUUUUUGGAUGGUUUCAAUGAAGUUGCCCCAUUGGAGUGGCUGCGGUACUUUGACGAGAAGGAACUGGAGCUGAUGCUCUGUGGGAUGCAGGAGAUGGAUCUGAAUGAUUGGCAGAAGAAUACAAUCUAUCGGCACUAUACCAAGAACAGCAAACAGGUCCAGUGGUACUGGCAGGUGGUAAAAGAGAUGGACAAUGAGAAACGCAUUCGGUUGCUGCAGUUUGUGACGGGAACGUGUCGCCUUCCUGUGGGUGGAUUCUCAGAACUGAUCGGCAGCAAUGGACAUCAGAAGUUCUGCAUUGAUAAGGUUGGGAAAGACACUUGGCUGCCGCGCAGUCACACCUGCUUCAACAGGCUGGAUCUGCCGCCUUAUAAGAGUUAUGAGCAGCUGAAGGAGAAGUUAUUUUUUGCCAUUGAGGAAACAGAAGGUUUUGGCCAAGAAUAACACCAGCACCAUUUGGAAUGAAGACAGCCGGGAGGAGGCUGAUCAAGAUCCCAAUUGGACUCGAGACACGACCUGGAUUCAGAAUAUAGGUGUCCAGUCCUCAGAGGUCUUGUAUGCAAAAAUCAGCAUGUUGGAAAGAGUCAUUUAGACCGUGCAACUCUAAAGCACAAGUGGUCACUGUGAUCGCACGGCUAAUAUGAAGCUGAAGAUCAGCAGCGACACCACUUUGGCUCAGCCCAAUAAAUAGCAGCCUUCACUGUUUUUAGGUUGACUCUAAGGAAAUGCCUGGACCAUAAACUGAGACUGUGAGUAGUAGGGCGUAUGAUCAUCCCGAUAGGAAUUAUGGCUUUAAUAAAUGCUUUUCUAUGUUUUUCCCCAGAUAUAUUUCCACCACUGGGAACUAGUUUGCACAUAUAUUAUUUCCUUUUGAAUUUCCCCAGCUUCUGCCAUUGUCUUAUAGGCUGAAAAUGAGAGGGCGCAGGCAGAAAGGGGGGAAAGGCUUGUUUACCUAUUCCUCUUCCUUGUGCAGUUUUUAACACACCAAAAAAUCCGUAAAACAAAUAAUCAAUGUUUUUAUUAGUGCUUUCUGAAACUCUUACACCAUGUUAAAGAAUUUUAAAGGCAGCAUGUUCUAUUUUUAUUUCAUCCAUCUGAGCUAAGUCAUUUUACAUUUCAGAAUAUCAGAAAUCUAUGAAAAUGUAAAAUAAUUUAGAUGUUUUAAUCGCCUAUUAGCGUUGCUAAAAUAAUACAGUGGGAGGGGUGUCAUCUCAAACCGCAGUGCAGGAGAACAUGAAAUGUAUCAGUAGGUGCCGCCAGCUUACAUGUGAUGCACAGAUGUGUGUGUACCGGCACAGCCUGCAGUGAGCACUACAGAGAUGUAGUCAGUAAUGUCCGAUUGGUGAGAUAUGAGGGCCAAUCAGCAGAGCCCAGCAAUCGGGCCACACACGCUGCUGACCCCCAGCUUAUAGGCUUUUAUCUUACAGAAGUGUAGAUUCCCAAAACCGUUUUUAUUGAUUGACUGAAUUGAAUGUAACUAAUGUAUACAUUUAGGCCUAUGGAGUAGCCGUUUGCCUAGGCGCAAUUUAGCUAGAGGCUUUCAUAUUGAGGAAGGUUAAAUCACUGGCACAUUGCACGUUUUAAAGCUGAAAUAUUAGGUUUCAAUUGUACAAUUAAUUGCUGCAUCCAUGUGACCAUACAUGCACUAUUAGAUAUUACAACACAUUUUCAGGCAUCUGUAGUCUGGAUAAUCACAGUAUUGUCUUAUGACAUGGCUACAGUUGAACUAGAACUCCCAGAAUACUUGCAGCGUACACCAGAACUGGAGGAGUUAGAUCCAUAUAAACAGAACUCUGCAUCAGGAUGUGUCCCGGACAGUUGUACAUGCUCAGUGCAUAGCAAUGAGAGAGUCCUAAUUAUCUUAUUGUGAUUUACGGCGGUCCGUUAGUGGGAAAAUAAUAAUAAUCAGUCCUUUUGUUUGUGCACCUUGAAUGACAAGUCAGAAAGGCUCCAAUACUCUUACAAUCAUGUUCUCUAAAUACAUUACCUUUUUGUUUUCAGUUUAUAUCAUGUUUUCAAAUACAGAUACUGUACAUAGCGUGUAUAUAAUAAAUGAUGGUGUGACAUAUAUGUAUUAAAUUGGUAAUGUGCAAGAGCCUUUACCAGAGAUUGUAUAGGACGGAUCUGCAUCAAUGAUGCUUAAUUUCAUAUGCAAUAAAUACACAGGUUUGUAUACAA